AUGCUUCUUUGCGUUAAGUGGAACGGUCAGUUUCACAAUGUUCCCAUCUUAUCUAAAAACCUCGCGCAACCAGGAAGUUCUCCCUCUUACGGCCUAGGAGGGCCUCAUUUCAGCUCACUUAACGAGCUCAUCUCCUACUACAAGGAUAACCAGCUGCCCAUCGACUUGAAAUCUGGGGCUAUUCUCUUCACACCAGUGCUCUCUCAAACGAAACCGACUUCAGUCGAACGGAGUUCGGAUGGGGUGAUUCCCGUAGUAUCGAAAACUAGGGACCUUCGAUCGUCAGACUCAGACUUAUCAAUCAACCGCUGCCCCAGUGGUGGCACCUACAACGUUCAAUGCAAUAAAGGCCUCUGCCGUCGUCCUGCCACCAGAGCUUUCAACGAAGCACGAAGUCUGCACAAUUUAACGGACUUGUCUCACACACACUUAGUCGACUUUAGUGGACUUCGGAGAGGGGAACUCUUCGCUACCUGUAUCUCUGACGGUGAAGGCAAAAGUUCAAACACCGUGAGUUCCUUAUAUGCUUGAUAUCCUUAAAGUUUUAGUUGCGUAACCUCGUACCGUCGUCAAGAAGCUCACAUACUUGCGAUUUAUAAUCAACAAAAGCAACGUAGAGUGAAAUUCACAUGUGGAGUUUCUGUUUCAUUGUGGUGUUUUCCUGUCUCCGCUCGUUUAAAUAGGUUUUUUUUGCCUCAGGGCCUAAUUGCUUCCGCCGAUAGAAGGAUUCCUCUUUGGUGGAGUUUUAUUGAAAGCAGUUAAGAUGUUUCUCCGCAAAUUUAGAGUCGUAGGCUUGUGGUCGCGGAGAGAACUUCAAAUUUGGACAAACUUUUGUAUUCGUCGCUCAAUGUUCACAAACAGACAAUGCAGUCUUAGAAGAGACUUCUAUAUUUACAGGGGAAUUCUGAAAUUGGACUUUUUUUUAGUCGAACAGUCCCUUAUAUCGACGCGUUUGUUAAAAUAAAAUGGGAGCCUUAGUAACCACCACUUCCGCUUACGUGCAACCUCCACUUUGCAGGCCUGUUGUGUCAACACCUUAUUAGCUGUUUUAUGGGAUCUUAUGGGUUAUCUUACGGGACAACUUCUCGUGUUCUCAAGUCGGGUAAACACUAGAUUUAACAAGUCAUACUGUUUGAAAGUUUAUGCGGACCGUUAUCUCGAAAACAAUUAAAAUAACUCACAAAUUCAACAACAUGCUGUUGUAACUCUUCAGGAGCCCGAUGUUGUUUUGCCAACUGGUUCUGCUUCACAGAACGGAAUACUUAAGAAACAAGAGGUCGGCAAACCGAAGUUAGAUAGGAAGCAAAUCCGCUAUCUCGUCAUGAACGAACAGCCAUCCAAAAGCAACUUUAAUAACUCCAUCAGUGAUCUCGUUUCGAAAACCUCCCCGGAUUCGCCCUCAAGUCCAUCUCAAUUACGCCACUCAGACCUUCAUAAUCCAGCCUAUGGUGACUUGCCGAGGGACACAGGAUCUCUUCCCAAUUCAUACUUUCAGUGUGUGCAAACCCAUAAAUCGAGGGUCAAUUCUGCGAGCCUACAGAACCUGCCAAUUUUAACCGACGUCUACGCUGACCCCAGCCUUUUUACCUUUAGCACCAUUAGUAAAACCUACGCCACUGUGCCCUUCGAAACUUCUCCUAAACCUUCUCAAUCGCCGUCAAGUGAAUCACAUGCGCGAAACAGCAGCAAACCCCCUCUUCCCUUAA
Spirometra erinaceieuropaei is the source of this 1706-nucleotide messenger RNA. The record is from the annotation of a GenBank genome assembly. NCBI's taxonomy places the organism in Eukaryota, Metazoa, Platyhelminthes, Cestoda, Diphyllobothriidea, Diphyllobothriidae.